Hypoxylon trugodes is the source of this 1382-nucleotide messenger RNA. RefSeq names its product protein-tyrosine phosphatase-like protein. The transcript has 2 exons. The record is from RefSeq and is a predicted model, not a curated record. Gene Ontology annotation, biological process: dephosphorylation. Gene Ontology annotation, molecular function: phosphoprotein phosphatase activity. Lineage: Eukaryota; Fungi; Ascomycota; Sordariomycetes; Xylariales; Hypoxylaceae. Bases 416 to 1249 code for a protein of 277 amino acids.
CGAUCCCAUUGAUUCAACUUCCCCAUAAACGCAUUGAGAGUUAGGGCUAGCUUGCACUAGUACAUUAUCCAAGCUCUAUCUAUCUAAGUAGGGUAUGUGGGUAUUGAAGCGCGCGAAGUGGGGGCGGGACCCGCGGGUAACGUCACUGUAGAAAGUGCCCAGGUGCUUAUUAGGGGGGCAAGGGUCUAUCUUAGCUUAGCCGUUCGCUACCAUCUAGGGCAAAGGGAGGGGAGGUAAGAAGGAGGAGGUCGCAAAGCUCAGUUAGCUCCUUCGCGGGGCGGGGAGUAAUACCAUCUAAAAUCCCCUAUUCAGAAGGCAGGUCCCUACCUCUUAUACCCAUCCUAAGCAUAAGCAUCGCCGACAAACCUCAAACCCGGACAUUCCGAACUAAACCUAGAGCCAGAAAAAGGACAUCAUGGCCGACGCCUCCGCCCUCCUAAAGCUAGCCUCAACCGACGUCAACGACGAAAUCACACCCGAACAAUACGCUCCGGUGCUAACCUCCCCACCCUUCAUCUUCGUCGACGGGACCUUCAACACCCGCGAUCUAGGUCUCCUCCCCAACACCCCCCUGCGCGCGGGUUUCGCCUACCGCUCCGGCGCACUCGCCCGCGUAACCGACAACGGACGCGCCGUCCUCGAGGGCAAGUUAGGCAUACGGCGAAUCUUCGAUCUACGAUCCCCUGAAGAGCGGGCCGCGGCGCCGGAUCCCAGAUUCGAGGGGGUUGAAAAUACGUGGAUACAGAGUACGCGGCCGGACUCGACGCCGGAUUUGAAUCAUUUCGUUGCGGGUGAGGGUGAGGAUGGGUAUCGUGAGAUGUACCUCGAGGUCGUGGAUGUGUAUCGGGAGAGCUGGAGGGCGAUUUUGGAACAUGUGAGGGAUCGCCCGCAGGAUCCAUUUUUGGUGCAUUGUACUGCUGGUCGUGAUAGGACAGGUGUAUUCUCGGGUCUAUUACUUACCCUUGCCGGCGCAUCGCAGGAGACAAUAGCCCUAGACUACAUGCUAUCACGCAUAGGGACUGAACCCGUUCGACUCAUGCUAUUACAAUUCGCAAUGGCUGGUACAAAGGCGUCGAGUCAAGACCAGCCGGGAUUUUACAAUCUGAUCAAUUUGCGGACUUCAAGUUGGAAUGCGUUUGUUGACGGCGUUAAUAAAGAAUAUGGUGGUUUCGAGCAAUUUGUUUCGGAACAGCUUGGUUUUUCGAAGGAAGAUCUAGCUAAAAUCAGAGCAAAUCUGACAAACCCUUGAGCAUUUACGAUUAAGAUUUAGAUUAUCAUAAUGAAAUCCGAAUAUACCCAGGUCUGAUUAGAGUUACAAUGUCAAUGUCGAUACACUUAAGCAUGUUGAUAAGCGAGAACCCUUGCUCCUUUAUAGUGUGCUG